AUGAACAGUAACCAAGAACUAGCACACGAAGAACUGAGUAGCAAUUACAACAGUACUGUCUCUUCGCCAAAAAAGCGAUUCGAAUCGAUUCUUGACAACGGAAGAAAAGAGAAUCCAAUCUCAGGACAUGAGUUCAAAGAGGCAACGUACGAAGUGUCAAGUGAAGAAGGAACAACUACAACAGAAAGAGAAGAACCACAAAAACCCAACAACGUUGUUGUUAAUCAUGCGAUCGGGAAAAAGCAAAGCGGAAAGUCUUCCUGUACCCAACGAAACGCCUGGGGGAAUUUCUCUUAUGCGGACCUCAUCACACGAGCCAUAAUGUCCUCUCCUAACAAGAGAAUGACCCUACAAGGAAUCUACACCUGGAUAAGUGAUAAUAUCCCGUAUUUUAUGGACAAGAAAGAUGGUCCAACCACAACUGGAUGGAAGAAUUCCGUCCGCCACACACUUUCCAUAAGAAAGCGAUUUAUGCGUUUACCAAACAUUGCGUUUGGCAGUCUAAAUUAUAAAAGUCUUUGGAUGGUUGACCCAUAUGCAGAAGCAAGGAGACGUAACUCAUCUAGUUACCCGCUUAACUAUCAAGCUGAAUCCCCAAGGAUGGAAGUGGCCGACUGGAGCCAGCAAUUGAGGGUGUGGACCUCUCGGCCUCUUGACAGAGCAACGCAGACCGAGUUUCCCAACACGCCGUGCCCGUACUGUAGGCACCUAGUGAGCUUAAACCCAAACAUCGGGGACACGUUCACUCAAGACGUUUCAGGGUAUCAAAWUUGA
This is a messenger RNA of Actinia tenebrosa (Australian red waratah sea anemone), 774 nucleotides long. Its product is annotated as forkhead box protein O1-B-like. The record is from RefSeq and is a predicted model, not a curated record. NCBI's taxonomy places the organism in Eukaryota, Metazoa, Cnidaria, Anthozoa, Actiniaria, Actiniidae.